AUGGCUAACUUUGAUCAAGUCUUACAAAAUCUCAGCUUUUAUGAUAACAAAAAAGAAAAAUCCACUUGAAGUGGGUGACUUUCAGGGUACUGAAACAAAAAAAAUCCAACCGACAAAGACAAAGACAAAUUUUUUGACAACCUAGCAGCAUCUAUCAAAACAAAAGGCGCAGCUGGACUUUCCGUCUUUCAAUCUGCAGCAAACCGAACCUAUAGAAUUAAAAACUUUUUCUUAUUCUUAUUGCUUUCAAUUGGGCUAUUUAUCGGGGCAUUUAUGUUUUUACCUAUGGUUUUACUAUUUCCUCAAAAAUUCGCUCUGAUGUUUUCUUUAGCAUCUCUCUGCAUGCAAAUUGCAAUGAGCUACCUUAAGCCAAAUUCGAUAGCUUACAUGAAAUGUUUAUUCUAUGGCAAAGACAAUCUGAAAGUAUCAUUAGCUUAUUUUAUCUCCUUGCUCUGGACAAUAUAUUCUGCUAUUAUACUACGUAGCUAUAUUUGGGUGUGCAUUUCUUCAAGUAUACAGUUUUUAGCUUUGCUUUGGUUUCUGUUUAGCAUGGUUCCUGGAGGGACUUCUGGGUUCAUUACUCUACUAAAGUACAGCUUUAAGCUCUGCCCUUGCAUGCCAACUGAGUCAUUAUUACCUUUAUAA
This is a messenger RNA of Blepharisma stoltei, 645 nucleotides long. The record is from the annotation of a GenBank genome assembly. Lineage: Eukaryota; Ciliophora; Heterotrichea; Heterotrichida; Blepharismidae.